AUGGCCACCGAGACGCUGAAGAUUAGCGAUGGCACCACCAUGGAGAUCUGCAGGCUGCCGGAUGUGGAUGACGAAACGUGGGCGGAGGUGCGGGCCUAUGUCGAGAGCAACCCAGACACUGCAAAGUCUUUGAAGAGCUUUGCCAAGAACCCCGAUGCCAUGAGGGGCUGGCUGCAGACCCAGGCCAUCGCAGAGCACUACAGCGCCAAGAUGGCCAAAGGCGACACACCGGUCCAAGACAAGGUCAAGUCCUUGGAGACCGAUCCUGAGUUGGCGGCCGUCUUCGAGGACAUCAAGAAGAACGGCAUGGAAGCCGUCAUGAAGUACUACCAGGACGAAGAGUUGAUGUUGAAGAUCAGUCAGAAGAUGGGCGGCCUGCCUGUCGAGCUUCAGCCGGCGCUCCAGAAGAUUGAAGAGACGUCCUUGACCCUGCAUGAGGCUGCCAAGAACGGUGAUCUCGCAGCCGUCCAGCAGUUCCUGGACAAGAACAAGCCCUUGGAUGCACAGGACCACAAAGGCAUCACUCCUCUAGGCUAUGCUAUCGGUGCCAACCGCAUCGCGGUGGUAAAGAAGCUUUUGGACAGCAGGGCCAACCCGUAUGCCGUGGACAGCGCCGGCAACAGUGGCCUGCACUAUGCCGCCGGCUAUGGCCGAAAAGAGCUGUUAGAAUACCUCCUCAAGGUGGGGGCCAACAUCAGCCAGCCCAACGCGCAGGGCAUGACACCCCUGGCAGUGGCCACGCAGAAUCGGCAAGAGGCGACCAUGCAGAUCUUAAAGGCGCACUGCUCGAAGUGCCAAGGCACGCCAAUGUCUGCAGUCAUGGACCAGGCUCUGCUUCGGACAGAGGCCUUGAAGCAGGACUUGCACUUCUGGUGCGGUCCAGACUGGCAGGUGAAGGUAGCAGAGAAAUCUCCAGCAGUCGCUCGCUACCUGGCGCAGUUGGAAGAGGAUUCCAAAGAUUCCUGGCUGCUAUUCUGCCAUCACUUCUUGCAAUACAACGCGGUCCUCAGCGGGGGACAGUUCCUGGGCGGCAAGGUGGCAAACCGAGCACAGCAGACGCCGCCAGAAGGAGCGCGCUUCUAUUCGUUCGAUCUGCCAGCGGGGCAGUCUACUCAUGGCCGCGUGCAGAGCUACUUGGAUAGCAUGGACCAGCUGUCCAUUUCUGACGAUCAGCGCGAUCGUAUGCUGGCCUGCAUGCGCAACAUCUACGCCAUGAUUCUGGCCUUGUUUGAUGAGGCUUACAGCGUGGCCGAGAUUGAGGGAGUCUCUUUCGCAUCCACGAAGGGUGGCGCGAGCGCUGGGGAAGGCUCGGCAGCAGCCAAGAAGCAGAAAGUACCCCCGCCGCCCAUGGCGCCUGCAGACCGGGUCUUCACUUCUGCCGAGCUCCUCCAGUUCGACGGAAAGAGCCCCAACAAGCCCAUUCUCACCUCGGUCCUUGGGCGCGUCUACGACGUCAGCGGCGCAAAGGAGUCCUUCGGGCCAGGGGGCCCGUACGGCAUGUUCGCAGGCCAUGAUGCUACCUACAACUUGGCUGUCAUGACGCUCAAGAAAGACACUGUGGACAAGACGGACUAUACCCUCGAUGCCGAGGACAAGGAGUGCCUUGCAGAUUGGAUUGCGUAUUUCGACAACCGCGCAAGUCUCGGUGUGAUCCAAGCCUGGAGAGUUUCCAACGACGAAUCUGCGAGAGGGCUGAACUACGGUUUCACAGAGCACUGCGCAACAAGGCUAUGGGCAGCCGCUGGGCGAGCUGCGCGACAGGCCGGGCGAGCAAUCAAGGGAUGCGGAUCCAAAAAAAGUUUAUUUAGGAUCAAGAAAAAUUUAUUUAGGAUCAAAACAAUAAUUUAUUUAGGAUCAAGAAAUAAUUUAUUCUGCUCUUCCGACGGAGAGGAGGGAAGGGGAGGGAGGGAGGGUGAGAAGGAGGGAGGGAGGGAAGGAAGGACGGAAGGAAGGAAGGAAGCAAGGAAGCAAGAAAGCAAGGAAGCAAGGAAGCAAAGAAGGAAGGAAGGAAGAAGUCAAGAAAGAAAGACAGAAAGUAAAAAGAAAUAA
Messenger RNA from Symbiodinium natans, 2049 nucleotides. The record is from the annotation of a GenBank genome assembly. NCBI's taxonomy places the organism in Eukaryota, Dinophyceae, Suessiales, Symbiodiniaceae.